Rotaria socialis is the source of this 519-nucleotide messenger RNA. Lineage: Eukaryota; Metazoa; Rotifera; Eurotatoria; Philodinida; Philodinidae. The record is from the annotation of a GenBank genome assembly.
AUGCAUUCUGGUCUGCGAGAUUUUCUUUUGAAUUUGAUAAACAAUUGUCAUUCUGCUGAACAAUCAUCAUCUCUUAUCAAACCACGACACUCAUUGCGUAUUACUGAUCCAAGGAUUUCUGAAUUAUUUUCAUGUACUACUAAGUUCUAUUCAAUAGUUUGCAUUGGCCGAGUUCGAUUUACUGCAAGCAAUUAUUGUCGGGACAAGCAUGUGGAUGAUUCAACUAUACUUUAUCGAGCUGACAAUGAGAUCCAUUUCGGACGGAUUCAUCGCAUAGUCACAGUUGAUGGUGGAGAUAUACUUCUUCAAAUAUUUUCACUUGCAUCUAGUUUUUAUUUUGACUGUGACACUGAUGAUGAGCAAUAUGAGUACGAAGCCAUUGAGAUGGGCAUGACUUCUUCUGGUACAACUACUUGUAUCAUCAAAGCAAAUCAAAUCAUCGAGAAGUGUGUGUUUUAUCUACAAUCCAACAACUACGCAACUUUUAUUCGAUUUCAAAAUUUGGUGGAAUCAUCGUAA